CCACGCCACAGGACGCGGAGGGCAGGGCCCAGCCCGAGGGGCGCGGCCGGGGAGCCGCCCGCCCCCGGCCCCGCUGCCUCCCUCCCUCCGUCCCUCCCUCCCUGCCUCCCUGCCGGCGCGGCGAUGUGGCGGUGUCGGUAUGUCAGCGGCCGGCAGCUGGACGGCUUCCGCCACUACAAGUACAGUGCUGUGGAUACAAAUCCUUUAUCUGUGUACAUUAUGCAGCCCAUCUGGAACAAAAUUAUUAAGGUAGUGCCUUUGUGGAUUGCUCCCAACGUGUUAACAUUCUCUGGAUUUGUCAUGAUUUUAGUUAAUUAUUUUCUAAUAUCUUUUUAUGACUGGGACUACACUGCCUCAGGUACCAGUCCUGGACUUGUUCCCACGUGGGUGUGGCUGUUCAGUGCUUUUACCACCUUUUGUGCUUAUGCUUUAGACUCUAUAGAUGGGAAACAUGCUCGAAGGACUCAGUCCAGUACUCCUCUGGGAGAGUUAUUUGACCAUGGGCUGGAUAGCUGGGCUACCUCCAUUUUUGUGCUUUCUUUUUUUUCUGUCUGUUCCCGUGACAAUGGGAAGACUGGAGUUUCCGUAUAUACAAUGUAUAUAUAUUUAAGCAUCGUGUUGUUUAACUUUAUGUGUUCACACUGGGAGAAAUAUAACACAGGAGUUCUUUUUCUUCCUUGGGGAUACGAUAUAAGCCAAGUGGUAUUGAUAGCAGCAUAUCUGCUCACCAGUGCUGUUGGUGUGGAAGUCUGGCAGAAGCCUUUUCUGUUUGGUUAUUACAUUACAGACGCAUUAGUAAUCCUGCUUAUAGGCUUCAGUUUAUUUCUUUCAUUUCCUCAAACGCUGUACAACAUUCACAGAGCACAUUUAAAGAAAACGCUGAAGAAUGAUUCUUUGUAUGAAGGACUCCUACCUCUUGUGUCACCUCUGUUGCUGUUCAUUCUUCUUACAGUCUGGGUGGUUUUAUCUCCAGGCAACAUAUUAGCAAAGCAACCAAGAUUGUUUUUAUGGAUGGUUGGGGUUGCUUUCUCAAACGUUAUUUGCAAGGUGAUCAUCUGCCAGAUGAGCAGCACCCGGCCGGAGCUUUUCCACUGGUUCCUCUUCCCACUGGCACUGGUGGUCUACGCAGCCAUCUCCGGGCUGCUGAGCUGGAUGGAAGAAGCGGUGCUCGCCAUGUUCACCAUGCUGCUCACGGCCGCCCACGUGCACUACGGGGUCUGUGUGGGGAAGCAGCUGAGUGAGCACUUGAACAUUUACAUCUUUUCCCUGAAGAAACGUGUCCAGGAGUGAACGCUUGCACUAUGAUCAGACUGUAAGACUUGAUGUGGCGAUUCACAACUCUUCUGAUGUAAUAAAUAGUUGGGAUUAAUCUGAUUAAAAUAACCAAAGAAUAGAGUACUCCAGAUAUCCAAACCACUGCGACAAUAAGCUAUGCAGCAAGAUGCGUCAUCUCAGAGGAAGAUUCCCGUCCGGCAGAGAAGUGUUUACCAUGUUGUUCUGCUGCUAGUAUUUAUUCUGUUCACUAAUGCCAUGUUACUAUCUGCUCUGAAGCUUUUGUCUUCCUCCUCACCACUGUGUCCAAAGCACUGGAUAAAUCCAUGCUGGGUUACAUGAGAUCCUUGGUGGUUUAUAACCAGCACUGGUUUUGCCCAGCCUAGUCACCAGUGGGACGCCGGCAAUGCAAACCCUCCCUGUGUGUCCUUCCCACUCAGACAUCUGUGCCUCCUUCAUUUUCCACAUUUAUUUUCUCACAACUCAUUUCUUCCAUGCAACCUCCUGAAGAGCUUACGUAGAUACAGUCUUUUCCUAACCUCAGAUGAAUGUGUGAAGAAAAGAGAAUGAGCUCAGGAAGCUAUGGUACAGUAAAGUGUUUUGGAAACGUAUGACUUUUUUCCCCAGCGUUAAGAUGAGUCUCAGCUGACCUGUGUCUGUCAGAAAUGCAGGUGCCAUACAGCAGCUGCUGGCCUUUAUACUUAUUUUCUAGGCAGUAACAAGCACAAUGUUGAUAUUUCGGUAGCAACAAGCAAUAUACCUUGCAAAGAUAACCAGCUGAGAAUAAAUUUGGCCAACGAACAUUUGAAGAUUCUCAUAUUUCACUGCAAAACUAGUUAGUCAAACCUCAUCCAUCAGUGCAAAAUGCUAAGCAAAUAAUUAUUUGCCUGUGUGCUUGAAACAAAUUCUUGUGGUUUUAGAUAAUGACAAAAAAAAAAUUGAGAUAAGAAAAGCUUUCCUUAGACAUUAUACAUUUACAUGCAGAUGUAAACUACUCGCUUCAUCUAUAAUAGAUGUAGGUUUCCUGCGUGCCUUGGAGGAAGGAGUAGGAAUUUGAAUUUUGCAUCUCUUUUCAUACGCUGCCCUAGCCAGAGGGACUCUGUGGCCUUGAAGCAUUAAUGAAACAAUCUGUCCACUUUCCCCAAGGUAAGCAUUAGAUUACAUUUCUUGCGCAGAGGGAUGUGACUGACUGACUGGCAUGUUUAUUAACUAGUUAACUAUCACUUGCCAGAAGCAGGGCAGAAGCGCAGUUGUUGAGCUGCUGAGCCUUAAGUUCACCUUUUUCAGUUCUUAGACCAUUUCUCUGGCUUUAUGAGUAGCCUGAUCAUUUUCUCCCUGGUUAACAUACCCUUACAUCAGUAGCUCCUAUUAAUAUUUUCGGCUGAGCACUGACUAGCCAGAUCUUUGUGAACAGCUUCAAUUUAAUUUUGUACCGCCUGUUAACAGUAGUCGGUGCACGACAAUGUCAGGAGGGCUCAUUUCCCCUGGCAGCCCUUACCAUUGGCACCAGAGGACAACCCUGCACAUCAACUUCCCUUCGUCACAAAGCAGAAACACCACAUGAACUUGUAAAGUUUCUUAUGGUUUGAAAGUAUGUACGUUCUACCUACCAAACAAACAUGUUGAGGGUCCCACCCCGCAAACGAGCAUCAUACUACAAUCACAGUUCAAGCAGCUUAAGGUUCGAGUCAGGCAGAGGACACAGGUCAUCCUGCUAAUGCUGGGUCGAGAUUUUGCUGAGAGCCCUGCAGGGAAGGGAGGCUCCCGCACCCUCCAGCACUGCUGCAGUUGAGCUCUGGGGCUGCAGCUGGAACAAGAAGAGGCAUCUUCCAGCCUUCCUCCCAGCUGGUGGGGUGGCUGCGCCCCUUCCCUGCACAAUGCCCACGGAGCGUGGGGUCUCCACCAAGGCACUCCCUAACUGCCCAAGGACUCUUUUAGAGUACAGCUGAUGGCUGUUUAUUUAAUGAGGGAUGCUAAAAAGGUAGUUCUGACUGUGUUUGAAGGGGACAAUGAGUUUGAUGUAGGCACGCCCCUUGCAAUCUGUUUGAUGAAGUUAAAUACUACAUCCAAUACCAGAUACACUGCCACAAAAGUCUCACCUAUUUCAACAGUUUAUAUUUAACCUUUCCAUCAAAAGUAUUGGGAGGAAGUUCUGACAAGAAAAAAAUUAGAAUAAGAUGAACAAAAAUACCUCUGGAUUGAAUGUAGUUGUACUGGAGGAACUCUGAAGGACAGGCUUCCCUUUUCCCUCUGUCUUGCAUUAUGUAUAAAACAGUUGGAAAUAAGGGUCACAGAAGCACCACAGUUUGAUGCACUGUAAUGGAGAAUUUUGAAGUAUUUAAUUAAAUGAAAUUAUAAAAAUUGAACUGCCACAACCUGCCUGCACUUGUACCUUUCUAAAGAGAAAUACAGUAUCACUUUUAAAUGAAAUUAAGCUCCAGGCAGCUUUUUCACAUUCUAUAGAAAGGCAUGGCAAAUAACUUUCUUUUUCCUUUUUAAAGCAACUUGUCACUACGAUCUCUAUAAUGACAAGUAUAAAACCAGAUCAUGUAUUGCACAGUGUGUAUAUAUUGAAUUGUUACCCAUCUCAGAUGGUAACUGGUUCAAUGAAUGUGAAUAAAAAUGCUUUGUUAAUAGGGCA
This is a messenger RNA of Phalacrocorax carbo (great cormorant), 3913 nucleotides long. The record is from RefSeq and is a predicted model, not a curated record. Lineage: Eukaryota; Metazoa; Chordata; Aves; Suliformes; Phalacrocoracidae.